CGAACGGUGAGGUCUCAUUUUUUUGAAGCGAAAGUGCAAGUGUAGAAUUAAACAUGCGGCGAUCUUUUUCAGUGAGCCACACACUUGCACUAUGCUGUUUGUUGACUGGUUCCAUGGCGAGACAGCCAGCAAAGCGUGACGCGCCCUUGAGCAACGGCUUCGGCAGACCAUCCAGCAGCUACCUACCGCCCUCAAACGGCGGAGGCAACGGUGGCGGUUACAGCGGCGGCGGCGGUUUCGGUGGCGGUGGAGGCGGAGGAUUUGGCAACGGUGGAGGCGGAGGCGGUGGAUUUGGCAACGGUGGAGGACAUGGUGGGGGCGGAGGAUUCGGCAACGGUGGAGGAAUAUCUUCCGGUUACGGAGCACCCCCUGCGCCCUCUUCUAGCUAUGGGGCGCCUCCCUCGUCUAGCUACGGGGCUCCUCCCUCGUCUAGCUAUGGGGCACCCCCAUCUCCACCGUCUUCCAGCUAUGGGGCGCCGCCGUCUUCGUCGUAUGGGGCUCCGUCAGGUGGAAAUGGGUUUGGUGGAGGAUUUGGCAAUGGUUUUGGCAAAAAAGGCGGCGGUAACGGUGGCGGAAUCUCUUCAAGUUACGGCGCACCACCUUCCAUACCCUCUUCCUCAUACGGAGCUCCCCCCUCCUCCUCAUACGGUGCUCCUCCUUCCUCCUCAUACGGAGCUCCCCCCUCCAGCUCAUACGGAGCUCCCCCCUCUUCCUCAUAUGGAGCUCCCCCUUCUUCCUCAUACGGUGCUCCCCCCUCCUCCUCAUACGGUGCUCCCCCCUCCUCCUCAUACGGUGCUCCGUCUAACGGAAACGGCAGAGGCAAUGGCAGAGGAAAAGGAAGAGGAAAUGGUUUCGGCAAUGGUAAUGGAUUUGGUAAAAAUGGCGGAGGAAUCUCCUCAAGCUACCUACCCCCCUCCACCAGCUACGGAACCCCAGUUGGCCCCUCCCGUCCAUCCAACGGCAAAUCCAACGGCGGAGGCGGUUACCCCUCUUCUCCCUCCUCCUCCUACGGUGCCCCUCCUUCCAGCAGCUACGGAGCCCCUCCAUCAGGACCCCCCAGUAGCUCUUACGGAGCCCCUCCAUCAGGGCCUCCCAGUAGUUCGUACGGAGCCCCUCCAUCAGGACCCCCCAGUAGCUCUUACGGUGCCCCUCCAUCAGGCCCCCCCAGUAGCUCUUACGGUGCCCCUCCAUCUCCUCCAAGCAGCUCUUACGGUGCCCCUCCCAGUUCGUCGUACGGUGCUCCCCCCUCCUCCUCUUAUGGUGCUCCCCCCUCCUCCUCUUAUGGUGCCCCUCCAGCUGGGCCUCCAUCUUCUUCUUACGGGGCUCCUUCUAAUGGGGGGUACAGUUCUGGAGGGAACGGAUUCGGGUCUGGAGGUAAUGGAGGCUACAGCAACGGAGGUGGGCAGUCUUAUGCUAGUAACGGGGGAUACUCGUACUGAGAUCGGAUAGUGGAUUGAUGGAGAGUUGUAUAUACUUAGGCUUAUUUAUUUAUUAGAAUUUCGCAGUAUUACGACUUAUUGUGUUUUUUGUACAUGCAAUAAAAUUUAUAAUUUUAUAAAGA
Molecule: messenger RNA, 1561 nt
Organism: Phaedon cochleariae (mustard beetle)
Lineage: Eukaryota; Metazoa; Arthropoda; Insecta; Coleoptera; Chrysomelidae
Source: the annotation of a GenBank genome assembly